AUGACUGUUUCACCAUUUCAAUCAUUGCUUGGCCAUUUUAAUUACCACUCUCCACCUCACAACUCUCAUGGUCACAUCACCCAUGCAAACCCCUCUUUGCCUUUUGCUCAUCCUAAAUGCAGCGAAGAUUCAUGCCUUAUUCUUGUAGAAUUGAUGUCUGGUUUGUAUAAUCAGAUUUCCUCACCUUCAACAGCAAGGGCCAAUUCACCAAACAUAAACAUGAGAAGCAAUUUUGAUGUUGAAAGUCAGUACUUAACGGAGCUCCUAGCAGAACACCAGAAGCUUGGACCUUUCAUGCAAGUCCUACCCUUAUGUACCAGGCUCUUAAAUCAAGAGAUUUUAAGGGUUUCUGGAAAGAAUGGAUUGAUGCAGAACCAAGGGUUUAGUGACUAUGACAGAGUACAGUUCGGAAGCCCCAAACCCAAUCUCAUGCCUUCUUUAGACAUUCAACCAAAUUUUACAGGGUGGAACAGCAUGUCACAUGAAGGGUUAGCUGGAGUUCAGGGACUAAACGUAGAUUGGCAAGCAGCAUCAGGUGUACCAAGCUCUAACAUUGUGAAGAGGAUAUUGCGCUUGGAUAUUGCUAAUGAUAGCUAUCCAAAUUUCAAUUUUGUUGGACGGCUUCUUGGCCCUAGGGGUAAUUCACUGAAGCGAGUGGAGGCUACCACAGGUUGCCGUGUAUUUAUCAGAGGGAAAGGUUCAAUAAAAGAACUCGAUAAGGAAGAGUUGUUAAGGGGAAGGCCAGGCUAUGAGCACUUAAAUGAACCACUGCAUGUUUUGAUUGAGGCUGAAUUACCUGUAAAUAUUGUUGAUAUAAGGCUGAGGCAAGCGCAGGAGAUCAUAGAAGAGCUACUUAAACCCAUGGAUGAGUCACAGGACCUCUACAAAAGGCAACAACUAAGAGAACUUGCUAUGCUGAAUUCCAAUUUUAGAGAAGAGAGUCCUCAACUCAGUGGCAGUCCCUCCACAUUCACCUCCAAUGAAAUGAAACGGGCGAAAACAGACCAGUAG
Molecule: messenger RNA, 1011 nt
Organism: Sphenostylis stenocarpa
Lineage: Eukaryota; Viridiplantae; Streptophyta; Magnoliopsida; Fabales; Fabaceae
Source: the annotation of a GenBank genome assembly